Messenger RNA from Ambispora leptoticha, 568 nucleotides. The record is from the annotation of a GenBank genome assembly. NCBI's taxonomy places the organism in Eukaryota, Fungi, Glomeromycota, Glomeromycetes, Archaeosporales, Ambisporaceae.
AUGAAUGAUUUGGAAACAUCUUUACGUGGAUUACCUUUAGAACAAAAAUUUGCUGCGACAAUUUGGUGGCUUGGUAAUGGUAAAACUUUGCGUGCUAUAUCAGAAUUAUGUGAUAUGGCAGAAUCAACCUUUCAUUAUGCAUCAUCAGUAUGUGAUCAUCAGCGCAAAUUUCUUAAUAUUUAUUGUGAUUGGGCAGGACUACCAAAUUCUUAUAUACUUGGUGAUAGUGAUUAUGCGAAUACUGAUUGGCUUCUUGUACCAUAUUGUGAUAAUGGACAUCUUACAAUAAUACAACAAUAUUAUAAUUAUGUGCAUUCAGCAACUCGUAUUAGAAUUGAACAAGCCUUUGGUAUUUUUAAAUCACGUUGGAGAAUUUUAUGUACACCAAUUGAAGUUGAAACUAAAAUCAUACCAAGUAUAGUAUCUGCUUAUUGUAUAUUGCAUAAUAUUUGUGAAAGUUAUGGUGAUGAAAUUGAAGAAAGUUUAUUAGAAACAGAUAAUACAUUUAAAAGACAAGAAAAUAUUGAAGAAAAUUAUAAUGAUAAUAAUUACACGUUUAUUAGAGAUU